This is a messenger RNA of Amborella trichopoda, 2613 nucleotides long. RefSeq lists its product as uncharacterized. The record is from RefSeq and is a predicted model, not a curated record. Lineage: Eukaryota; Viridiplantae; Streptophyta; Magnoliopsida; Amborellales; Amborellaceae.
CCCCUCUCUUCUGUCUUCCCCCUCUUCUCUCCCUCAAAUUUCUACUCUCUCUAUCCUCCUCUCUCCCCCCACCCCAAUGUCCAAAAAACAUGCAGAUAUCGUUUCACAGAGAGGAGGCUGCACCUGCAUCACCAUCACCAUCUCCUCCACCACCAAACCCUCGAAAAAACCCUCUAACCGCGCUUCAACUCUCUCUCACUACCAAUCUUUCAUCUCUCUCCUCUCCAAAACCGCUUUUCCAAAAUCACACAUCACCAACCCAGAGGCCAUUCCCUCUCUCAGAACCGCUUUUUCCCACUUCACAGAGGCCUUCCAGAACUACCAAGAAGAAUCCGAAACCACCGAUGGAAUCCGUGACCGCUUUUACCCUCAUCUCAAAACCACUAACCGUGUUUUCUUUGACUACUUUGGUGUCGGGCUUUUUUCAGGCGUUGAAAAAAACCCUAAUUUUGAUUUCAGGCCAAUUUCCAAGUAUGGAAACUUAGUUCUUCAUUCUCUCUAUGGUGACCCUGACACCCUAACCUUCGAAAGCCAGAUGAAGAAGAGAAUCAUGGAGUUUUUGAAUGUUGAACAGAAGGAUUACGCCAUGGUUUUUGCUGUAAAUAGAGAAUCAGCUUUCAAGCUUUUAGCUGAGUCGUAUCCUUUCUCUCACAAAACCAGGCUUCUCUCAGUUUGUGAUUAUAAUAGCCAUGGAUUGAGCUUAAUGAAGGAGAUAGCAGUGAAGAAAGGUGCAAUUGCUAAGUCUGCGUCUUUCAAAUGGCCUUCCUUAAGCUUGCGCGGAGAUCAGCUCGAGAGAGAAAUUUGUUAUGGGAAGAGUUAUGGUGGUAGUGAGAGAAACAAGAGAGAGAGAGCUUGUGGAAGAGGCAUGUUUGUGGUGCAAUUACAAUCUAGGGUUACAGGAGCAAGGCAUUCAUAUCAAUGGGUUGGGGUUGCACAAGAAGAGGGUUGGCAUGUGGUGUUGGAUUCCUCUGGUUUGGGCCCCAAGGAGAUGAAGUCCAUUGCUCUCUCUCUCUACAAACCAGAUUUCAUAAUCUCAUCUUUCUACAAGGUAUUUGGCCAUGACCCUACUGGGCUUUGCACCCUCCUCAUCAAAAGACCCACACUCUCCCUCCUUGAUUCUCAGGUCUCGACGACUGGGAUCGCAUGCCUGGUACCCAUCGAUGAGAACCCAUCUCCCUCAAUUUCCCUCUCUACCUCUUCAUCUUCUUGUCUAUCUAACUUUUCAUCCUCUUCAUCAUUCUCUUAUGGCGUUUUUUCUGAGAAGAAAUCUGCAGGAAAUGACAGUGGACACACAGUUAAGCUUCAAUGUGAUGGACUUGAUCAAACUGACACAGUGGGGCUUUCUAGAGAGAGAAACAAGCUCAGAUGUUUAGUGAACUGGCUGGUGCAUGCACUAUUGAAAUUGCACCACCCACCAUUAAAUAAUGAAGAUAUUGGGCUCCCAUUGAUUAAGAUAUAUGGGCCUAAGGUUAAGUUUAAUAGAGGUUACAGUGUUGCCUUUAAUGUUUUUGAUUGGGAAGGUGCGAUGGUGGAUCCUUUCCUAUUUCAGAAGCUUGCUGAUAGGCAUGAUAUAUCUGUUGGGUGUUGGGAUUUGCAGAGAGUGGAAUUAGGGUUUCAGAAAAUUAGGGUUGUGAGUGUGAGCUUGAGUUUCUUGAGCAGUUUUGAGGAUGUUUAUAGGCUGUGGAGUUUUGUGGGGAGAUUUCUUGAUGCAGAUUUUGUGGAGAAAGAGAAAUGGAGAUAUGUGACUCUCAAGCAGGAGAUAGUGCUGGUCUGAGAUGAUGAAAUCUAGAGAGAGAGAAUUUGGUGGUCCUCAAAACCCUAGUAGGCUCUCUUUUUUUUUUCCCAAAAUUGUGAGGCAAAGUUUUUUUUCGAGUCUCUGUUUUUCUUUUGUUCGAAAGACUCUCUCGGCGUUUAUUUAUCUUUAAAAUCAGAAGGACAUGAAUUCAAAGGAGAAAUUGGAGAUGAAAAUGUGAUGAAUGAAACAUCUAGGCAAGUCUGUUGCUUGGCUGGUCUCUCUUUUAUAGGCUUGGGGUUUUGCUUUUAUCGGAAAUUUGCAGAAAUAUUGAUAUAAUAAUUUGAUCGGAAAAUAGGAUAAUAGGGGUGAGGAGGAAGCAAUAUUCACUCCCACAAGAAAUUUCACUAUUGUGUUUGAAGCAAAAGUUAUAACAGGUUACAGUGAUGUAGUGUGGUCUUGAAGACCACACUUUGACACCUUUUUGGCUCUCUCAUUUCUAUUUGUAUGCACAAGCUCCUUGGGCCAUUGAUGGACCACCUUUUAAGCACGUUAAUUUGGCGGUAAAGCAGGUUAGUUGGCGGUUUUACCACCACAUUUCUACUUAACUUCAUGCACCGCCUCUCAUUAAGUGUAAGGGAAGAUUCUAGAGAAAGAGAAGAGAUGAGAUAGCAGUGAUGGUUCUAUCGAAGAUUCUAGAGAAAGAGGAGAUGAGAUGGCGGUGAUGGUUCUAGAGAGAGAUAAAUUAGUUUCCAACAUCCCUCUUAUUUUGUCAUUCUCAUUAUAUCUUUGAACUGGAUAAAUUUAUUUAUUGUAGUUGUAUUCAUAAAGAUGUCUGUAAGCUGGUCAUUUGUGUUGAUAAAUUUUGUCUUUAUUUUUCA